GCCUCUUUCACCAUUUGGAACAUCAACAGCACAACCUAAGGAACACCUCUAACUAAGGAGUGCAGGAUGACGUCGGUAUCAACCAUCACAAACAGCCGGAACAUCAUCCAAGCCACAGCAGCUCUAGAGCGAGACAUGCAAGCGUGGGACCUCACAGACUCUCCAGACUCCCCACCUCCACCAGCGUUGCUAAUCCACACACCAACACCUCCUCCCCCCUCUCCACAGUUGCUGCAGGAUCCUACAGGAUCAGGUCUGUGUAAGGAAACCGUUAUUGACAUCAAGCUUGCAACCCAUCACCUGGUUAUGUUGGCGCUAAAGGCCUUUCUACAGGAAACAUGCUACGGAUGUCGAACAGCUCAACCCAGUCAGGUGCAACACAGCUGUUUGCUCGAACUGCCCGAGUAUUACUUUGACACCUACUACGACGAUGUGAUGCUGAGGCUCAAGACAUUCCGAUUCAUCCCCGCCAUACGCCUGUUUGUACGCGCAUACACAAACGAUGGGACUAAAACACAAUUCAGCAGGAUUGCAGAACACACCAUGACUGAACUGAGAUCAUCACAACAUAUAGUAUGUGCAAUUAACGACAAUAUUGCUAGGCUGAUAGAAGCAAGUAGUUAUGCCCGUUGUGUUAAACCAGCCAUGCUUCGCAUGAUUGGUAACUACUGGGUUGGGAGAUACCUGGUUUAAUGUAUGCUGUUCAGUAUUCAUUGUCUGUGUGAAUGAAAUAAAAGACAUGUUAACACCAACAUCCUAGUCACGGGCGGUCGACUUUGCUUAUACAAUAGAGAAAAGCAACAAUACAGCGUGUUUCUCUGCUCCAAGAAAUCCGAGGGCCUUUCACAAGGUAGUGUAAGGAGUAGGAGAAUAUUUUUAUUGCUAUUUUUAUAAUCAGUAUUACCAUUCCAUUUAUUAUUAAUAUUGAUAUUACAUUCAGAUGUUUAAACAGUGUGUGUGUCUUUCGGUGUGUGAAAGACUAGGUUGCAGGCUGACAGGAAACCGCGGGUUUGCAGAGCAUGCUUUGCAGAAGUGAAACUGAAAGCAGAGUCAGAUUGUAAGGUGUUCUGAGCAGGCUGUUUUAUUAGGCAUUAAGAUCUCUGAGUAAGCUUUGAUUAAAGCUUUAAGGGGUUGUGUUAGAUGGGAACAUUUGUUUUAUACAUUUUACAUAUAAGUCAAGAUCGGUACACACAGGAUGGCCUUAGCCUGGUUGCCUAAGUUGAGGUUAGACAUACAGACACAUAUAGUUAGAGAGGUCAAAUAAGGUGCAGAGCGAGAGCGCACACACAGGAUUAGACUCAUUUUAGUGGGUAAGAGGUUGAGAUGUGUUUUGCUUAAGUUUGCAAAGUUUGGGUGCGUACGUGUUAGUCUGUUCCAGGAAGUACACCAGAUGUCCCGGAGAUAAGCGACACCGAAGCUGGGGGAAACACCUGGGUUCGAGUUGAAGACGAUGUUCUUUAAACUAUGUCAAAAGUUAGCUGAACAUUUGUGGUUUAGAUUGACGUAUGCUGUAUUGUGUCUGAGAGAAGGGGGCUGUACUAUUCUUACCCCUAUAAAGCUUUGGUUUUGACUAUUGAAAGACAGUUCAAUCACUGAGUCUGCACAGGGUUGAACUCCACAUGUGUAUUCAUUAAAAUGUCGUCUAAUAGCACCCGGCAGGAUCAGUGGUCAUUAUUUUUGGUCUUCCUCCUCAAUUUCUGGACCCUAACAUUUGGGGGCAUCGUCCGGUGAGAGAGAGGGAUGGUUUUGGUGUAGACGGAGAGAUCCGGGGUCCGUGGUGAUUAGACGGACAGAUACGAGUCAGUGGUUGAAAGUGAGAGACAAGCCGGCUUAUCCAGAGGUAAGGAACAUACCUGUUGAAUUUUCCAAAGUGUGCCAGAUUGGACAUGACAAAAUUAAAGUCUACUCACUGGAAAUUACUGGUGAAUGU
Molecule: messenger RNA, 1930 nt
Organism: Oreochromis aureus
Lineage: Eukaryota; Metazoa; Chordata; Actinopteri; Cichliformes; Cichlidae
Exons: 2
Coding region: 67-693 (208 amino acids)
Source: RefSeq, a predicted model, not a curated record